GCUUUCUUCCUGCUUCCUCGGUGGUGUGGCCUCCGAGAGAUCUGCCUUCUCUGGACUCAGCAGUUUUUCUAACAGAGAAAGCUCGAAGAGGACGGAUCAAUUCUUAUAUCUGGAAACCAUGGCCCAUGGUUCGAUGACAUUCAGGGAUGUGGCUGUAGACUUCUCACAGGAAGAGUGGGAAUUCCUGAACUCAGCUCAGAGGGCCUUAUAUAGGGAUGUGAUGUGGGAGAAUUACAGCAACUUCAUCUCACUCGCAGGACCUGCCAUUUCUAAACCAGAUGUGAUUGCUUUAUUGGAUGAAGGGAAGGAUCCCUGGAUGGUUGUGAGGGAAGGGACAAGAAGACACUAUCAUGAUUUGGAAUCCAGAAACAGGACCAAUACUUUAUCCCCCAAAAAAGAUAUUUAUGAAAUAUAUUCAUUUCAGUGGGAAAUAAUGGAAAGGAUUAAAAGCUAUAGCCUCCAGCAGUCCAUUCUUAGAAAUGACUGGGAAUGCAAAAACAAGACUGAGGAGCAAAAGGCACCACAAGUGGGAUAUUUGGGGCCAAGGAAAAUUACCUCGGAAAAACUGGCCACUUAUAAAAAACAUAAUUUUCUCGCUGAAUAUCAGAUAGUUCAUAAUGGAGAAAAAUUAUAUGAAUGUAAGGAAUGUAGGAAGACCUUUAUCCGUCGCUCAACACUAAGCCAACACCUCAGGAUUCAUACUGGUGAAAAACCUUAUAAGUGUAAGGAAUGUGGCCAGGCCUUUAGACAGCGGGCUCAUCUUAUUCGUCACCACAAACUCCAUACUGGUGAGAAACCCUACGAAUGUAAGGACUGUGGAAAGGCCUUUACAGUGCUUCAGGAACUUACUCAACAUCAGAGACUUCAUACAGGUGAAAAGCCCUACGAAUGUAAAGAAUGUGGAAAGGCCUUUCGAGUCCAUCAGCAGCUUGCUCGGCACCAGAGAAUUCAUACGGGUGAGAAACCCUAUGAAUGUAAGGCAUGUGGGAAAACCUUCAGGCAGUGUACACACCUUACUCGCCAUCAGAGGCUCCACACAGCUGAGAAACUCUAUGAGUGCAAGGAAUGUGGAAAAGCCUUUGUAUGUGGUCCAGAUCUUCGAGUCCAUCAGAAAAUUCAUUUUGGUGAGAAGCCCUAUGAAUGUAAAGAAUGCGGCAAGGCCUUUAGAAUAUGCCAACAACUUACUGUUCACCAGAGUAUUCACACUGGUGAGAAACCCUAUGAGUGUAAGGAAUGUGGGAAGACUUUUAGAUUAAGACAACAGCUUGUUCGUCAUCAGAGAAUUCAUACCCGUGAGAAACCCUACGAAUGUAUGGAGUGUUGGAAAACCUUUAGUAGCUACUCACAACUUAUUUCACAUCAGAGCAUUCAUAUUGGUGAGAGACCUUUUGAAUGUGAAGAAUGUGGGAAAGCCUUCAGGCUACUCUCCCAGCUUACUCAGCAUCAAAGUAUUCAUACCGGUGAGAAGCCUUACGAAUGUAAGGAAUGUAGGAAACCCUUUAGACUGCUCUCACAGCUUACUCAGCAUCAGAGUAUUCAUACUGGGGAGAAACCUUAUGAAUGUAAGGAAUGUGGUAAGGCUUUUCGACUUUACUCAUUUCUUACCCAACACCAGCGAAUUCAUACUGGUGAAAAACCUUACAAAUGUAAAGAAUGUAAGAAGGCUUUUAGACAACAUUCACAUCUCACUCAACACCAGAAAAUUCAUAAUGGAAAUUAAAAUAAAAGCCCUUCAGUUGUAUGUUACAGAACAUCUGAAAAUUCAUUUUUGAGAAAAUUUGUAUUGUUUUUCACAACUGAGCGUAAGUUGCAUCUUACAAAAAUGUGACUUUGAAUACCUUCCACUGUUUAUGUUCAUUAAAUUUAUAUGAGACUAAUAUAGUGGAUGUGGGAAAUUCUUUAACCUUAUCUGUCAUCAUCUCCAUUUUAUUACCAAGGUACCUAAGCUUCUGUGCCUCAUUUUGAUCUCUUGUAAAAUGGUGAUAUUAAAUGUGUAUAUUAUU
Sorex araneus (European shrew) is the source of this 2003-nucleotide messenger RNA. Its product is annotated as zinc finger protein 14 homolog. Gene Ontology annotation, molecular function: RNA polymerase II cis-regulatory region sequence-specific DNA binding; DNA-binding transcription repressor activity, RNA polymerase II-specific. Gene Ontology annotation, biological process: negative regulation of transcription by RNA polymerase II. The coding region runs from base 119 to 1720 and encodes 533 amino acids. Lineage: Eukaryota; Metazoa; Chordata; Mammalia; Eulipotyphla; Soricidae. The record is from RefSeq and is a predicted model, not a curated record. The transcript is spliced from 5 exons.